UGCCCUUCCGCUCUCCAGAUAUUAUUAAUACACCUUGGAUCAGAUUAGAUAAGAUCCUAGCCCUAACUUCUCUCCCCGCAUUUGGAGAUAUAUUUCAGGCUCCAAACUUCCGCAUCGACCUCAAAAAACAUCACGAAGCUCAUAUCUACAUAACUCACCAUCUUUGCCCUGCGGCUAUAUGAGCUAGCACUAUUCCUCGCAUACUUCCGAAACCCACAGCAACGAGGCCCGUCCCCCCGCCAUCAUCCACCAUGUCCGCUGCAACCCUUUCCCCUCCCCCUCCGCCGCCCCCCUCCUCCAUCCCCGGCCUCACUCCAGCCCAACUGGCCUCAUUCCGCGAAAACGGCUACCUAGUAAUCCCCAACUUCCUCAGCAGCGACGAAGUCUCCUCCCUCCUCCAGACCACCCACACCCUCCUGAACGACUUCCCGCUCGACUCGCACCCGCUCACCUGCUUCACAACCGGCGACGAAUCCGACGACGACGCAGACCACUGUAGCACCAACAACGCCAAAGCAAAACACAUCGGCGACCAAUACUUCCUCACCUCCGGUAACAAGAUCCACUUCUUCUUCGAGCCGGACGCGUUUAUCCCCAACUCCAGCCCGCCGCAGCUCCGCAAGUCCAAAACCCUCUCCAUCAAUAAAAUCGGGCACGCCCUACAUGUCCUCUCCCCGCCCUUUGCACAGGCUACCAUCCCCGCACCACCACCACACACGUCCGUAUCUACAUCUCCAUGUCCAUCCACCGGUGCCCGCAACGCCGCCAUCGCCCGCGACCUCGGCUUCCGCGACCCGCGCGUCCUGCAGUCCAUGGUCAUCUGCAAGCAGCCCGGCAUCGGCGCGGCCGUGCACCCGCACAAGGAUAGCGAGUUUCUGUACACGGACCCGCCGAGCGCCGUGGGGUGGUGGAUCGCGUUGCAGGAUGCCGGGGCGCGGAAUGGGACGCUGGGGGUGUGGGGGGGCAGUCAUCGGCGCGGGUAUAUUCGGCGCAGGCUUGUGAGGUGUGUUGGUGGUGGGGCGGAUGGGGGCACGGAGUUUGUGCAGUGGGAUGGGACUGGGCUGGCGGGGGAGUUGGUCGAUAGUAAUGAUGAUGGGAAUGGGAGAGGGGAAGAAGAGGAGCCCUAUGUACCUCGCGACGAGGAUUUUGAGUUAUUGGAGGUCCCUGCGGGGUCGUUGGUGCUCAUUCAUGGGAACGUGCUGCAUCAGAGUGAGCGGAAUACCAGCGACAUCAGCCGGUUUGCGUAUACGUUUCAUGUCAUUGAGGGGGCGGAAGGGUGGAAGUAUGAUGAGCGGAACUGGUUGCAGCCGGAGCCUGGGGAGGGGUUUACGAGGUUGUAUGCUCAGGGUUAUUAAAUGGGGAACUACGGUAAAAUUGCCCCAUGUCUGUGUGGACUGUUGAUGGUAGAAGAAGCUGGCGUGAUUUAUGGGUGAGUGGCGACGUGUAUGAUUUUCAUUUCUCGAUGUCUUCUUCUCAUAUAUAUCUGUCUCGGCCCUCCUUUCUAGGGCCUUGAGGUGGAUGUUUU
This is a messenger RNA of Blastomyces gilchristii SLH14081, 1525 nucleotides long. RefSeq names its product phytanoyl-CoA dioxygenase. The transcript has a single exon. The coding region runs from base 252 to 1355 and encodes 367 amino acids. The record is from RefSeq and is a predicted model, not a curated record. Lineage: Eukaryota; Fungi; Ascomycota; Eurotiomycetes; Onygenales; Ajellomycetaceae.